AUGGGAAACCGACAAUCAAAACGACGAUACUUCAAACCAUCUGCCGAAGGAAUUUCUAGUACAAGUAGUGAUGAAUAUUCAUCAAGUUCAACAGAUUCAAGUUUUCGAUAUGUGAACGGCCGAAAAUUUUAUCGAGAUAUUCCUAAUGUAUUCCCAGUUGACGAAAAAGAAGCGAUACGAAACGAGAAAAAACAAACCAUAGCAAGACUUGUAUGGCAAGGGAAUUUCUCUUCGCCAAUUGAAGAUCUUUUAAAAACUGGUGGAUUAAAAAUACUAGAUGUUGGAUGUGGUCCAGGAACAUGGAUAAUUGAAAUGGCCAAAACGUAUCCAUUAUGCACAUUCACAGGUGUUGACAUUACUCCAAUUUAUCCCUUAAGAAAACUGCCAAAAAAUGUUGAUUUCAUAGAAGCCAAUAUCCUUGAUGGUAUACCACUCGAGAGCGGCGGAUUCGAUUUUGUGGUUAUGCAUUUUUUAACUGGCUGUUUCACAUCACGGCAGUGGGAAUCGACAAUCAUUCAGGAAGUUGUUCGUGUUAUGAAAUCUGGAGCAUGGUUUGAAUGGAUGGAGAUUGGUAUUAUCCAAAAUCAAGGGGAGAUUACGAAAAAAUUAUCGCAAGCUUUCCUGUCGGCAGUGAAGUCGCAAGGUAUGAAUCCGUGGUUGUGCGUCGAAUUUCCAAAAAUAUUAGAUAAUUCAGGAAUGUUUAUAAAUAUAAGGCGUGGAGAACGACAAGUUACGUAUAGUUCUGCUGCGGGAAAAUGUGGCGAAUUAUCUAAGGAGGUCUUCUUUGAAGUGUUACAAGGUUUGAAAAAACAAUCUAUGGAAUUUAUGAGUAUCACAUCUCACGAAUACGACCGGCUACUCAAUAUGGUACUAGAAGAAUUUGAACAAUAUCAAACAUACAACAUGUAUUAUCGGUAUUGUGGGCAACGAAUUGAUGACUAG
Molecule: messenger RNA, 942 nt
Organism: Ambispora leptoticha
Lineage: Eukaryota; Fungi; Glomeromycota; Glomeromycetes; Archaeosporales; Ambisporaceae
Source: the annotation of a GenBank genome assembly